Messenger RNA from Homalodisca vitripennis (glassy-winged sharpshooter), 1471 nucleotides. RefSeq names its product trypsin-7-like. Bases 68 to 643 code for a protein of 191 amino acids. Gene Ontology annotation, biological process: proteolysis. The record is from RefSeq and is a predicted model, not a curated record. NCBI's taxonomy places the organism in Eukaryota, Metazoa, Arthropoda, Insecta, Hemiptera, Cicadellidae. The transcript has 6 exons. Gene Ontology annotation, molecular function: serine-type endopeptidase activity.
UAGAGUAUAUUAAGCUGUAAAAACAAGCUAACUACCAUAUACAGUAGUUAUACAGAUCAUUGCAGAAAUGAACAUUCAAGCUGUUCUCGUCGUAGCUUUCGUUUCAGUCAUUGCCCAAGCAGUGGCUCACGAGAGCAUUUGGCAGUCGAAAGUCAGGUCCUCUUCCUUGGGCAGCGGCCUCAGCAUCUAUGAUGGUAAAAACACCACCAUCGAGAAACAUCCCUAUCUGGUUGCCAUUUGGUUGAAAGGGAAUUUUCGAUGCGCGGGAACAAUCAUCAACAAUAAAUGGGUUGUGACAUUAGCCGCUUGUGUUUUCGGUUUUAAACCCUCAGACAUAACAGUGGUGGCCGGAAGUAAUGACGGUAAGUCGGGCGUGACUCUUGGUGGCAAGACUUUGUUCUUCUAUCCCAGUUACGCCCUAUCUGAAGACUACAACUACGUCUGUAUUCAGCUCAACGGCACCUUCAAGUGGUCUCACAAGAUCAGACCCGUCAAGCUACCUAUUGAGGCACCCAAGGUCAACACUAACAUGGUGGUCGCUGGUUGGGGAAAAGACGCAUGGAACGCAUCUAAUGCAUCUGGGAGGGUACUACGACAAGGAAUAAUGAAGUGGGUUUCUGUGUCAGUGUGCAAAGCUCUCUAACCCAAUUAAAUGGACACCUAGGAUGGCCUGUGCCUACAACAAGGGAAAGACAACGCUUUGUUUGGAAGAUUUUGGCGACCCAUUUGUAUACAAUGGUGUGUUCUACGGACAGUUUGCGGAUGGCACCAUGAGAAACCCCUGCAGUGCCAAGUCAGACCCCGUCAUUGUUGCUGACAUCGUCCCAGUUUCUACAUGGAUCAGUAUAGUCACUGGUUAAAAAAUAACGAUUUAUAUGAUUUCCAUAAAAACUGCAUGUGAUAAUUCUGUAUUUAUCAAUAACUUUUUAGGCUAUUACGACAGUUACGUAAUGUGUGUCACUUUAAGUUAUUUAGAAUCUUUACUCAACAUUACAAAAGUAGUGCUAUUGUUGUUUAUGAAAUACAUUCCUGGGAUAGUAAGAAAUUUGUACAUAUUUUGUUUUCUAUCAUUUAUAUUACUGUGUGAAUUCUUCAAUCACCUACAUUUGAUGAAAAAAUUACCACAUAAUAUAAUGACAAACCGUUUUAAGUUUCUAGUGGCAUCAGCUAAAAAUUGUAAAAGUGCAUUUUGAAGAAAAACAUUACGAAAUAUUUAUUACAUUUAAAUUACUGUUAGAAGCUUGCAACACAUUUUACUUUAUCAAAUAUUUGAAAAAGCGAAAUUUUGCCAUCGUACUAAAAUAGCCACUUGAUUAGUUUUCGUUUGUGCUGAGUUUCAAGAAUUCACAUAACAUUCCUAGAACAUAAAUUUACGUAUAAUUUAUUUUGUGAUUACUACAUGUUGCAAAUAAUAAAUUCGACUUUACUUAGGGAGUAUACGUAAUAUGCAAAAUAUAUAUUUUUAUUACUA